Molecule: messenger RNA, 252 nt
Organism: Tuber melanosporum (Perigord truffle)
Lineage: Eukaryota; Fungi; Ascomycota; Pezizomycetes; Pezizales; Tuberaceae
Exons: 2
Coding region: 1-252 (83 amino acids)
Biological process (GO): transcription initiation at RNA polymerase II promoter; nucleotide-excision repair; nucleotide-excision repair, preincision complex assembly
Cellular component (GO): transcription factor TFIIH core complex; transcription factor TFIIH holo complex
Source: RefSeq, a predicted model, not a curated record
AUGCCCAGAGCGGUGAAAGAAAUCCACCAAUCCACAGGCGUCCUAAUCGAAUGCGACCCCUCCAUCAAAGCCAUAAUUCUCAAGAUCGAUAAGGAUUCUGGUCACGGGUAUAUUGUCGAGGACCUCGACGAUGAGACGCUGGUGGUGAAGGAGCCGAAGCUGGCGGAGCUGAAGUUGCGGCUGGAGAAGAUUCUGGAGAGAACGCAGAUGCUGGAGAAGGAUGAGGAGAGCGACCCUGAGAAUCCGGGCUAG